AUGAUUGUGCCCGAGAAACUGUCCUUGCCCAAAGUUUCUCUUAACCCCCUGACUCAUGGUCAAUCCACCGUUGUUGGCAUACGCCACGAACAUCCAGAACAACAGCCCAUUCUUCUGGCAAGAACUACCGCCAAUGCCAGCCAGCAUGCGCACGUGCCAUUGGCGGGUGCUGAGUCGAAGAAGAAGCUCGCAGCUGUCAGCCUCAAGCGUUUCAAAGGAACAAGCGAGCAAACAAGCAGGGACCCAAUGUCUCGCAUCAAGAACAGGCUGCGCGGGUCGGAGGAGAGUUUGGCGUCGGCCGACGACUCCAUCGACGAGACGCGCAGCGUGAUGUCCUUCAUCCUGUCACGGCUGCCUGAACACGCGUCCGCCUCUGGUAUCGCUGCUGCCGGCGCUGUGCCAGCACUGAGCACUGGCGGGACCCCGUCGCCGCUGGCGGAGGGCUCCAGCGGAGACGGCGAUGGCACCACGCUCUCCCUGCCGGCACCGUACCCCGUGGAGGUGCGCAAGCUGCAGUGGACCGCCGUGGCCGCCCACCUGCCGGGGCUGCUCAAGCUGCUGCUGCUGCUCGCCGCGCAUGCGCUCCUCGUAGUCGCAUUCCUCGACACCGGAUGGGACCACAAGGAGCCGUGGUGCCAGGGCUCGGGCUUUCUGCUCCUGCUGCUGGCAAUGCUGGACGCGUGGCUGUUGUGCGGAUUGUGCGUACGCUGGAUGCCCAGCAAGAAGGUGGCCACCAUGAAAGAACGCACCAGGAAGCGGGCUCUGUGGCUCAGCGAACGGAAGUGGAUCGGCAGGACUGCUUGGACCGUGGUGUGGCUCGCCGUGCUUCUGUUUGUCGCCAUCGACUCGCGACUGCACCGACCUCGUGUCACGGCCUGCUUCGGAAUGCUUCUUCUGGUCGGCUUCGGAUACGUCUUCUCCAAGAACCGUAACAAGGUCAAGUGGCGCCCCGUGCUGAGCGGCUUCCUGCUCCAGUUCGUGCUGGGCCUGCUCCUGGUGCGCUGGAAGGUCGGCCGUGGCGCCCUGCUCUGCGUCGCCGACAAGAUGAACGCCGCCAUCGCGUUCGCCGGCCACGGGGCGCGCUUCGUGUUCGGCUACCUGGCCACGGGACAGCUUGACGGGGACGGACUGCCCCAGCAGAAGCCCGUGCUGGCACUCACGGUGCUGUCUGCCGUGUUGUUUUUCGGUCUUCUGGUGUCGUUGUUGUGCCAUUACGGGCUACUGCAGUGCCUCGCACUUAAGGUGGGGCGCCUCAUGGCCGUCGUGAUGGGCACCACCAUUUGCGAGUCCUUUUGUGCAGCCAGCAACGUGUUUCUAGGCAUGAAACGACGUUUAAGAAUGCAGUUGCUUAGAGUUGAGCCUGUCUGA
This is a messenger RNA of Dermacentor silvarum, 1368 nucleotides long. RefSeq lists its product as uncharacterized. Gene Ontology annotation, biological process: nucleoside transmembrane transport. The coding region runs from base 1 to 1368 and encodes 455 amino acids. Lineage: Eukaryota; Metazoa; Arthropoda; Arachnida; Ixodida; Ixodidae. The transcript is spliced from 8 exons. Gene Ontology annotation, molecular function: nucleoside:sodium symporter activity. The record is from RefSeq and is a predicted model, not a curated record. Gene Ontology annotation, cellular component: membrane.